GGGGGGGUGAGGGCGGGGGGGGGGGGCAGCGGCUGUUGGCGGCGUCUGUGAGGAAAUUAAAUUAUUUAGAGGGGGUUGUGGCGUUCCUGCGUUAAGACGGAGGUUGUUUCAGGGGAGGUGAGCCUGCAGAGUGAGGCACGUGGAGCUCAGAGUGUUUUUUCUGCUGUAGGGUUCAGCCGUUGGAUUCAGAGUCAUCACCUGUCGUUUUAUUUUUGCUGAUUUGGUGUAAUUUUAUGAAGGUAGUUGGGUCUCCUUCUUCCCAGUUGAUACUUACACAAUUAAUGUAUAACAUAUAUAACAUGUAUAUGCAUAUACAUAUAUACAUAACAGGUAUACGUAUAUAUGUAUAGCAUAUAUAUCAGGUGAGGAUUACCACAGGAUUUGACAAGGGUUGUCUCUAACCGUGCCUUUCCCUCAGCCCCUCAGUAAUCGUGUGACAUCGCCAGCUGCUUGUUCGUUAAAAAACUCCAAACAGGUAAAAAGUGACGCAUCGAGUAGUCUGGCCAGAUCAAUAUUUUCUAUGGUUGUGUGCUAAAUCAGGUAUCCCUCCCUGGAGAAACAUGCAUAUUUUAUAACUCUGUUUUAGGGCACGCUGGCAGCAUUUGCAACCACUUAAACUUUGCUCGUUUGGGUUUUGAAGGGCCUUAAACCUUGCAGGCUUCAGCUGCCGUCGGGGCUUUCAUCUCUGGUGCUUCAAUGCGUUUUCUAUCAAGCUGCUUCUGGCAUUCCUGUGCUUGCAGCUCCACAUGACUUUGUUUAUGAUUUCAAAGCCUAGCUGAAGUGGUCGUGAAUAUAAUAGAUAGCAAAGUGGUUUUUUUCUCUAUAGUUUUCCUGUCUUUUGCCUGAUUUGUCUAUACGUGAGGUCUUUAGAACCAUUUCCUAAUGUUUAUGCAAGAGACUGGCACUGUGGGGCCGCGUCUUAAUUGGUUUUUAGAUGCCGUCUAAAUAACAGGAAUAAAUAAUACAAGUAACUCAGAAGAGAAACGCCUAAUAGCGUGUCAGUUUCUCUUACUGGAUAAGAAUAACUUCAAAGCUGAUUUGCAGUGACGAGAAAUAAUCAGUGAAGACGUACGACGUUCCCCAAAAUACUGAAUGUUCUCAUAAUGAAGAUGUCUUUGCUACAGCAGAUGUAUAAGGACGUACUGGCAGGCAUUCCAUUAGCAAAGGAAAACUGUUAUUAUGCCUCUUUUCUUACUCUGUGUAUUGAGCAGUCACUAGAAGGAGAUGAAUCGUGUGAUCGAAUGCGUCUACCAUCUAUUGAGGGUGGUAUUAGGAGCCAUCAGGAUGCUAUGUCAGACACUGCUGGCCCUACAGCAGAUGAUGUAUCGCAUGACUUAGCAAAUAUGAACUUCUCAUCCUGUCCACGAGAAGUGAUGCUGCUUCAGUUAACCUUGAUCAAAAUGCUGGUUGAUAAAGCAGAGUCCCAGGAAACUGAAUUCAGUACAAGACAGAAGUACUGUGAAAUCCUCGUCCUUCUUCUGAAGGAGCCAAAAAUCAGUUCAAAAUUGAUUUGUCUGCUCAGUAGUUGUGAUCAGCUAUUAUCUCACAUGGCUUCAAAAAGUUUAGCGUCUCUUGUGUAUUUCCAGAUGAAGGAAGAGAACGCAUUGAAUGUCACCUGGCUCACCCAUAGUUUGAAGACUCUCUUGGAAUUCCCUAUGUGUACCCAGGUAGCAGAAUGUCUGUGGACUCUUACAGCUAUUAUCAAAGACAUACUGAAAGAUGAAACUUUACCCAAAGCAGGUAUUUUGAAGAAGUUGUUGUCUCCUCUUGAUGAUGUACUUGAAGGAUUUUAUAAUUCCAUUCUGCUCCAUCAUUUUGACAGUCAUCUCUAUACUUCACCUUAUUCUGAAGCUGCAAAUAAUUUGAUAAGUUUUACAGAUCUGCUUGAAGCACUUCUGGCUUCCAGAAUUGAAUUGGAGCUACCACUGAAAUGCCAGAGAGUAUUGUUUCUGAAAGUUUCUUAUGUCCUGAACAUCAUUAGCUCAUCGACUCACUAUUUCAUCAAGAAGAAGUUCAUUAUGGUCCUUAAAAAAUGUGUCCUUUGUAAAUCUGGAGAAGAUACUGUACGUGGAUCACGGUUCUUACAAAACCCAUAUUUCUAUGAGGACAUGCUUGCUCUGAGUAAUGCUGUUCUGCAAGUUGUGAAUGUGACUUGGCUUAAUCAAAUCCCACUCGGUGAAAAGGCCAGCUACUUUGGAAGUAGUGAAGCUCUGCCUGGAGAUAACACCCAAAGUGGUUCUGACCAAACUGUUCUCAGAGCCAUAAGUCUGGUUGUGCUUAAAGCAUUGGAGUUCAAGUUUCAGAACUCUGCUACAGAAGCUGAAAUCAAAGAAAUCUUUCAGAGUUCCAUGUCCCAGCUGUUGACAUUCUGGAGGAGUCAUAUGAAGUGUUCCCCACAAUCCCACCCAGUUGUACAUCACUGUGAAUGGCUCUCCUUGGUUUUCAUAGAGCAAGAUGAUGAUAUGUGGGAAGCUGCUAAAGCUUUAUUACUCAGUUACUUAAAAUUUGAUAGGUUACGGCGUGAUGCUGCUGAUAACUUAAGCCAAAAAGAGGAGGAAAGCUGGAACUUCCUUACGCAUGCAAGUGGCUAUAAUCCUCACUGUAUAUUUUUAUUUUUUCUAGAAAAAAUUGCAUUUGAUUCCACAGUGCUGCUAGAUUUUUUGAUUUCAUCAGAAACUUGCUUUUUGGAGUACUUGGUAAGGUACUUAAAACUUCUUAGAGAAGACUGGCAUCAGUUUGUAAAUGUCUGUAACUAUUUUGAUACCAAGCAUGGCACUUCUCAACCAGUUUCUUCUAUCAAGCCUCCACAUCAAGAAAAACAAAGCUGCAUGAGCGAUGUGAAUUUGCAAAAUGCUCCUUGUGAACCAGAACCACAGACUCUGAUACCUUUAACUUCUUCUCACAAUUGCUUAGUGUUUACCACAGAGCAAGGCGAUAAUGAAGUUGCAGAGUCUAACCAGUCUAAGUCAUUGCUAUGCAACGAUAGUAAGUCUCUGCUGGGUUCUCUUCAAAGCCUUGUUAAUUAUGACAGCUCAGAAGAUUCUGAAUUAGAAUCAGUUGGAAAAGAGUGUUUGGUAAACACAAAGCAGAUGCCUUUAAAUAAUGAGCAUGAGACAAUGAUAAGGGAAACUGUUUGCAGCUACACAGACGAUAAACAGAAUAAACUCAAGUCUCAAGUGUUGCCUCUGAAACAAAAGGGAUGUAAUACCUCAUCCAGUUUGGCUUGUAUAGUGCCCUCAGAUAACAUCGUUCCCCUAAAAAUAAUGCUUUAUAAAUCAACAAAGUGUUUGGAAGAACUGCAAAAUGCUAUUUCUAGGUUGCAGAGAAGAAAUCUUUUCCCAUAUAAUCCAUCUGCGUUGUUGAGACUACUGAGUCAUGUUGAGAAGAUCAGUAAGAGCAUAAAUUCACAAUAAGUCAAAGAUCUGGCGAUUUCUAACUCAUACAUUAGAGAAUAUUUCCAUGAGAUGAAUGACUUCUAAGCUCAUGCCUUUUGCACCUGUCAGUGUAUUUAAACUGAAACAGGAUAGACAUGUUUUUGGUUGACACCUUAAAAAAUCUGCUUGGUGACGUUAUCCAUUCAUUACCUUAGGGUCCCAGGCAUAUUCAUGGUAUGUAUGUCUGUAGUGUAUAUAAAGAUUAAUUGCUAGCUAUCCAUAGUUUGAUAAUAAACGUCUAAUCUGAAAGCAUAUCAACAAUAUUUAAAGUAUUGUCAAUUAUACUUAAUGUCAUUCUAAUGAUUUACAGACUCCGAUGAAGUGUUAAUGCAACACUUAACUGCUUAGAGAUUGAGCUAAAUAAAAUAUUGUAGCUGGGGACAAUUUUAGAGUUUAUACUGUGUGUUCUGAAUCAGUGCUCUGCUCUAAAUGGACAUGCUGGGGUAAUAGCACAAUCCCAAUAAUCCAUGCCUCUCUUUUCUUGGUUGAAGUGCUCAAGUAAUGUCUAGGAUUUACUGUUUGCCUGAUCUGAUCAGUAGCGUUACUAUCUCACUAAAAGUUGUAUUUAGUUUUUCUUAAUAUUUCAUGGUAUGUUGCCUAUUUAUGGAACAUUUUAGUGGAGCAUUACAUUUAAAAAUCAAACUUAGAUAAUGCAGAAGUUGCAUUGCUGAAAUUCCAAAAGAAAUCCUUACUUCCAUUACACAUUUUAUCUAAGUAUAGAAUAUAUUUACGAAGUAGAGAACUAGAAAUUAAAUAUCUGCAAUGCAGCGAGGUGGAUGUUGAACGUAAACUUUUAU
Cygnus olor (mute swan) is the source of this 4231-nucleotide messenger RNA. RefSeq names its product lines homolog 1 (gene LINS1). The record is from RefSeq and is a predicted model, not a curated record. The coding region runs from base 1104 to 3413 and encodes 769 amino acids. The transcript has 7 exons. NCBI's taxonomy places the organism in Eukaryota, Metazoa, Chordata, Aves, Anseriformes, Anatidae.